Molecule: messenger RNA, 614 nt
Organism: Hydra vulgaris (swiftwater hydra)
Lineage: Eukaryota; Metazoa; Cnidaria; Hydrozoa; Anthoathecata; Hydridae
Source: RefSeq, a predicted model, not a curated record
AUGUUGGCUAAUAUUCCAUAUUUCAAACGGACUAAAAGUCUUCUUCAUGAUCCUAUGCAUAAAUUAUUUGAAGGUAUUAUGAAAUUUAGAUUGUCAUCUAAAACAUUUAGAUUGUUUCACUCUAGCAGAAGAGAAGAACUGGCUAGUAUAGGCAAUGGUUCAGUUAUGAAGAUAGUAGAACAAUUUAGUUUGCUGCGAAAAAUUGAGUUUAAUUGCGAAGAAUAUAGCGAUGGUGAUAAUAAAUCAUGCAAUGGGCUUGCGAUUGAGUUGUUGAUGAAGUUGCAAAGUACUAUGGAUUUAAAUGGAAAAGGCAAGAAACUUUCACCUGCAAUAUCAUUAGUGGAUGCAGACAAAGUAGAAUUAAGAUCACCCAGGUUGUGCCCACCUCAUUUUAUGAUUGCUGAAGAAACCAAAAACAAAUCUCACGAAUUUAUUUUAACUGACAGUAUUCAUGUCGAAGGCAGAAUAAAGUCAAUUUUUGAACUAAUUACAGAUUUAUUGGCUGUUUAUUAAGUUUGGGAAUUUUGUUUACCAAAAAGAUAUCAAGUUUUAACAUUUUUUCAAUUAUACUUAUUAAAUGAUUUAAAAUAAAAAAGCAAUUUUAAGAGUACCAA